Messenger RNA from Fusarium subglutinans, 1239 nucleotides. RefSeq names its product cornifin B. Gene Ontology annotation, cellular component: plasma membrane. The transcript has a single exon. The record is from RefSeq and is a predicted model, not a curated record. The coding region runs from base 1 to 1239 and encodes 412 amino acids. NCBI's taxonomy places the organism in Eukaryota, Fungi, Ascomycota, Sordariomycetes, Hypocreales, Nectriaceae.
AUGCGUUACACCGAGCUCCUCGCCCUGGCCAUGGGCAACUUGGCCGCUGCCCAGUUCACCACUGGCCGCUUCUCCAACACCACCACCGGCGCCAUUGAGACUGGCACUGCCACAACUGGCACCGAUGUCACCGGCACUGUGACCUCCAGUGCCGCUACCAGCACCUCUACUAGCGGCAACCCUGACGGCUUCAACUUCCUCGGAUGCUUCUCUUCUGAGAACGGCUUCCCUGGCUUCACUCAGGCCUACUCCUCUGAGGAGAACGACUCUGAGCGUUGUGCCGAUGCCUGCUUGGGCUCCAACUUCUUCGGCCUCUACGACAACAGCUGCUACUGUGGUAGCGAGCUUGAUCUCUCCUCCUCUCCCGCUGUCAGCACUGACCAGUGUGACAUCACUUGCCCUGGCAACGAUGCUGAGAACUGUGGUGGUCUCUCUUCUGGCGACCGCCUCAUGCGCCGACAGGUCGCUGUCAACGUUCUCCUCUCCGUCUACGUCGCCAUCGGUGUGAACCCGGGUAAGACUGACACUGUCAUCAACACCGACUUCGUCACCAAGACCCUCCCUCCUGUCACCACCACUGCCACCGUCACCUUCACUGAGGAUGGCACCACCGUCACCCGGACCGUCACCACUGUUCUCCCCGCCAUCCCCACCGAUGUCAUCAUCAUCUGCUACGGUAACUACUGUGCUCCUCAGGUCCACUGCCCUACCUGCACCAAGUGGCAGAUCGUCUGCGAGGAUGGCCUCUGCGCUCCUCGUGAAUGCCACGACGACACCUGGAGCCAGCUCAAGAUCUGCAACAGCGGAAAGUGCCACUAUGCCGACUACACCGGUAAGGAGUGCAACCAGCGCAUCGUCUGCUACGGCAGCAAGUGCCAGCGUGACCAGCACUACUCUAUCGACUACGCUCGCAAGUUCGUCUGCGAUGUCGAUGAGCACCGAUGGUACUUCGAUGAGUGCAAGGACGACUGCUACACCUAUGAGAAGUGCUCCAAGGGCAAGUGCGAGCCUGUCCACCCUCCUGUCAAGCCCACUGAGCCUGUCAGCCCUCCCAAGCCCGUUACUCCCGGCAAGCCCCCUGUUAUUGUCGUCCCCGAGCCCGUUACUCCCUCCAAGCCCGUCACCCCCGGCAAGCCUGAGACUCCUGCUAAGCCCGAGACUCCUGGCAAGCCCGAGACUCCUGCUAAGCCCGAGACUCCUGCUAAGCCCGAGACUCCUGCUAAGCCCGAGACUCCUUAA